Messenger RNA from Chinchilla lanigera (long-tailed chinchilla), 2087 nucleotides. RefSeq names its product pseudouridine 5'-phosphatase (gene Pudp). The transcript has 4 exons. The record is from RefSeq and is a predicted model, not a curated record. Gene Ontology annotation, molecular function: phosphatase activity. NCBI's taxonomy places the organism in Eukaryota, Metazoa, Chordata, Mammalia, Rodentia, Chinchillidae. Bases 68 to 769 code for a protein of 233 amino acids.
AAGGGGGGGGCGGAAGCGGGUGCGCGCGCCUCCUUCCUGCCCCCACCGUGUCGGAGUCUCCGGUAUCAUGGCGGCGCCCGCGCCCGCGCCCCCGCCGCGGCCCGUCACCCACCUCAUCUUUGACAUGGACGGCCUGCUUCUGGAUACCGAGCGGCUCUAUUCAGUGGUGUUUCAAGAAAUCUGCGGUCGCUAUGGGAAGGAAUACAGCUGGGAUGUGAAGUCGCUGGUGAUGGGUAAAAAGGCCUUAGAAGCUGCUCAGAUCAUAAUAGACGUCCUGCAGCUCCCCAUGACCAAAGAGGAGCUGGUGGAGGAGAGCCAGAGGAAGUUACAGGAGCUGUUCCCCACUGCUGCCCUUAUGCCAGGUGUGGAAACACUCAUCCACCACCUGCGCAAGCACGGCAUCCCCUUCGCCGUGGCCACCAGCUCCGGGACCGCGUCCUUCGCGAUGAAGACCAGCCGGCACAAGGAGUUCUUCCGUCUGUUCAGCCACAUCGUGCUGGGAGACGAUCCCGAGGUGAAGAGCGGGAAGCCCGCCCCCGACAUCUUCCUGGCCUGUGCCAAGCGUUUCUCUCCCCCGCCGCGCCCGGAACAGUGCCUCGUCUUUGAAGAUGCUCCCAAUGGGGUGGAGGCGGCCCUGGCAGCGGGGAUGCAGGUCGUCAUGGUUCCCGAUGAAAACCUGAGCCGCGACUUGACGAUCAAGGCCACCGUGGUGCUGAGCUCCCUGCAGGACCUGCAGCCCGAGUUGUUCGGUCUGCCUGCCUACGAGUGAUGGUCCAGGCCACGGGCGCGGCCCACACUGCUGAGGGAGGGCGGCCAGAGCUGAGGCUCCCAGGCCCCCUGCAGCCCUCCUCAUGCCUUCCAGCGCAGCCCUGGGCCACUCCGUCACCAGCCUUGGGCAUCCACUUGACAGCUGAGGGAAGACCAAUAGAAGAAGCCCAAGCCAAGACUAGCUUUGCCCUCUCAGUCUGUGAACUGGAAGCUGAUGCUGUUUGUGGAAGGGGAUGUACAUGCACACGUGUGUAUGCCCCGGCAUGAUGUGUGUGUGUGUGUGCUGUACACAUAAGUAUGUAUAUGUGUGGAUGCAUAUUUAUAUGUAAGGGAUGUACUUCUCCAAGACACUGGCAUUAUAUUUUUGUUCAUUUCUUUUGCAUCUUAGAUUUUCUGAACAUCAGCACCUGCAAUGUAAAUUCUGUAUACAUAGAUGUGUAUGCUUUCAUGUGUGAAUGCAUGUGUGCAUAUACAUGAUAUCUAUAUAGAUAUAGCUAUAUAGAUAUAUGUGGUCUAAAUGGAUGGAUGGAUAGAUAGAUAGAUAGAUAAUCAUACACUGCUUCCCAAUUGAGAAGGUAAUCUCUUGACUUUGUAACCCAAGUGGGGAAAGCCUUGAUACUGAUGAACCUUAGGAAAUGAUUCUCCAAACUUGCUAGUCUUAAGUUAAUUUCUGUCCCCUCAAAACAUCUCUUUGGACCUUUCCUCAGUGACACACCUUGAACUGUGUAUCAUCAGUUGCUGUACUCUGAACGUGUGUGUAGCGUGCGUCUGGUAUUUAUAUCCUUAUUCACAUUGAACAUUUUCUACCUCAGCAAAUGUUCUCUCUCUUUUAAGAAUGCUCAUUUUUUUUUUUACCUUUUUUUAAAAAAUAGGUUUUUUUCAAAUUGCUACUUGAACAGAGAUCCACAGUACAUUUUGGUCAUAAUCAGCCAUCACAUACUUGGGAUCUGCUCCUUGUGUAGAUUUACUGUGCCUUGGAAAUUGAGUUAUCAUUUAUCAGAAGUUACUUCAGUCUUCAAUGGUGAAAAAGGAGUGUACUUCAAAUGCCUUGUUACGCCCUUCCAGGGGGUCUGACAUUUAUUGUUACUUUUCAGCUCCGUGAAGGUAAUAAUACAGGUGUUCGUGUGGUGGCGUGACUCUGGGUUCACCUAAGUGUCGGCCAGUUCUGCCUAAAUCUGUGAAGUCCACGAGAGCAUUCCCUAAGUGGAAUGCUUCUUUUUCUCCAUUCCUUGAAUUCCCCUCCAAACCAGCUGUAACACCCUGGUGGUUCCCUCACAUGUUAAUUUCGUUGAAUAAAGUCCUUUGCACACAUUCAUAAA